AUGUCGUCAUGGUUAGUUACUGUUGUCUAUGUAGGAGGAAUGUUAAUGCAACAAUCAAAACAAAGAUCCGGUUUUAAAAACAAAGGAAUUCAAAAAUAUUAUAAUCCAUCAGCAAUGCUUGUUCCGUGGUUUCCCGAUCACACAACUCGAGAUACUUAUGUUUCUCUACUACAACAAACUGAUCCUCCCGCUACUGAAUUACAACUAAAAGCUGCGUUAUUACGUAGAGCUAUGACAAAUGUUGAAAGAGUAAUGAAACUUAGGGAGAAUCGUCCAGCUCUUCUUUCUUUAGUACAAAAAGGUGCUGUGGGUGAUGGAUUAUGGAAUUCUUUUCAAAAAGCUGAACAAGAACUUCAACAAGAUGUGAUAGAAGUUACUCAAGAAGCUGAAACUUUUAAAAAGAACUGGGGCCAAACUAUUUUAUAUACUGCUAACGAAAUGGUUCAACAUGAAAGACAUAAGGAAAUUGCUGAACAAAUUAAAGAAUUAAAAGAAAAAGAAGAAAAAAACUUUAAGAAAAGAGAGGAAAGAGAAAAACUUGAAAUGGCUGAACAUGAAAAAAGAGAAAAGGCUAGAUUAGAAAAAGAAAGAAAGAAAGCCGAAGAAGAACUACUAAAAAUGGAAGAAUCAGAAAAGAAAAAAGGAAAAGAUUCUAAAGGGAAAAGUAAAAAGAAAUAG
Funneliformis geosporum is the source of this 678-nucleotide messenger RNA. NCBI's taxonomy places the organism in Eukaryota, Fungi, Glomeromycota, Glomeromycetes, Glomerales, Glomeraceae. The record is from the annotation of a GenBank genome assembly.